AUGUCUGUGAAAUGGACUUCAGCUCUUCUGCUAUUUCAGCUGAGUUGUUACUUUAGCUGUGGGAGUUGUGGAAAGGUGCUGGUGUGGCCCUCGGAGUAUAGUCAUUGGAUGAAUAUGAAGACAAUCUUGGAUGAACUUGUUGAAAGAGGUCACGAAGUGGUUGUUCUGACCCCUUCAAAUUCCAUUUUUUUGGAUCUCAGCAAACCAUCUGCCAUUAAAUUUGAGAUUUUUCCUGUAACUUGGAAAAAAGAGGAUUUUGAGUUUUAUAUCAUGCAGCUUCUUAAUAAAUUGACAUAUGAUACAGAAAAUGACAGUCUUUGGAUAUAUUUUCAAAAAAUACAAGAAUUCUUUCAGAAAUGUUUUGAUAUAGCUGAAAUUCAAGGUAAAGAUAUAUUUUUAAACAAGACUCUAUUGGCAAAACUCCAAGAACCAAGAUUUGAUCUCCUUCUUGCUGAUGCUAUGGCAUUUGGUGGUGACCUGCUGGCAGAGAUGCUUAAAAUACCUUUUGUGCACAUUAUCCGCUUCAUGCCUGGAGAUUUGUUUUCAAGGUAUGGUGGACAACUUCCACUCCCACCAUCCUAUGUACCUGCUGUUUUCUCAAAAUUGAGUGAUCAAAUGACUUUCAUGGAGAGAGUGGAAAAUAUGAUAUAUGUGCUCUACUUUGACUUUCAGUUUGAAAGAGUCACUGAAAAGUGGACUCAGUUUUAUAGUGAAGUCCUGGGAAGACCUACUACAAUAUAUGAGAUAAUAGGGAAAGCUGAAAUAUGGCUCGUUCGAAACUAUUGGGAUUUUGAGUAUCCUCGCCCACUCUUACCAAAUUUUGAGUUUAUUGGAGGACUCCACUGCAAACCUGCCAAACCCCUACCUAAGGAAAUGGAAGAGUUUGCACAGAGCUCUGGAGAAAAUGGUAUUGUUGUGUUUUCUCUGGGCUCGAUGGUCAGUAACAUGCCAGAAGAGAGAGCCAAUGUGAUUGCAUCGGCCCUGGCCCAGAUUCCACAAAAGGUUCUAUGGAAAUUCGAUGGCAAGAAGCCAGAUGCCUUAGGGACAAACACUCGGUUGUAUAAAUGGCUCCCCCAAAAUGACCUCCUUGGUCAUCCCAAAACCAAGGCUUUUAUAACCCAUGGUGGCUCCAACGGCAUCUAUGAGGCAAUCUACCAUGGCGUCCCGAUGGUGGGCAUUCCCCUGUUUUUGGAUCAACCUGAUAACAUUGCUCAUAUGACACACAAGGGAGCAGCUGUUGCACUGGACUUACGAAAAAUGACAAGCACAGAUUUGCUGAAUGCAUUAAAGACUGUUAUUAAUGACCCCUCAUACAAAGAAAAUGCUAUGAAAUUAUCAAGGAUACAUCACGAUCGGCCAAUGAAGCCUCUGGAUCGAGCUGUCUUCUGGAUCGAGUUUGUCAUGCGUAAUAAGGGAGCCAAGCACCUGCGGCCAGCCUCCCAUCACCUCACCUGGGUCCAGUACCACUCAUUGGAUGUGAUCGGGUUCCUGCUGGCCUGUGUGGCAUCUGCUGUGUAUAUCACAGCAAAAUGUUUUCUGUUCUGUUGGCGGAAAGUGAUCAAAACCAGAAAGGACAAAAGAGAGUAG
Messenger RNA from Talpa occidentalis (Iberian mole), 1587 nucleotides. Its product is annotated as UDP-glucuronosyltransferase 2B31-like. Gene Ontology annotation, molecular function: UDP-glycosyltransferase activity. The record is from RefSeq and is a predicted model, not a curated record. Bases 1 to 1587 code for a protein of 528 amino acids. NCBI's taxonomy places the organism in Eukaryota, Metazoa, Chordata, Mammalia, Eulipotyphla, Talpidae. The transcript has 6 exons.